Molecule: messenger RNA, 669 nt
Organism: Rotaria sordida
Lineage: Eukaryota; Metazoa; Rotifera; Eurotatoria; Philodinida; Philodinidae
Source: the annotation of a GenBank genome assembly
AUGCUUCCAACUCUUGGUCAUUGUGAAGAUCCACAAUGUAUUGAAUCAACAUCUCAUGAUUUAGUACGUUUAUUUCGUUGUUCAAUACAUUGUGAUCGUAAUUUAUGUUUAUUUCAUUUAAAUGCACAUAAUGUUUAUUAUGAAGAAGAAAAAAAACAAAAUGAUAUUGUUAUAUGUGAAUUACAAAAAUGUUUAAAUUUAUAUCAAACAAUAUUUGAUCAACAAAUACUUUCAUAUCGUGACCUUGUACGUCAAGCAUCAACAAUUUUAUUACAUAAUACAUCAACACUUAUUCCUAUUGAUCAAAUUCGAUCUGUUAUAGAUAAAAUUCAAGAAGCUGUUGCAAUUUUUCAAGGAGAAAAAAUUGUUAUUAAAUGUGAACCAAUGUUUGAUACAAAUGAUAGUGAAAAUGAAAAAAAUAAAACUGAAAAUAAUAAUAAUAAUAUCCCUGUUGAAAUGAAUCAAAAAGUUGUUCUACGUAUACCACGAAUUGAUUGUAAUAAAACUAAUAUUCAACCUGAAAAUGAAAAUCAAUUAGAUCAUGAUGAUAGUAUAAUUAGAUUUAAAGAUAAUGAACCCGAACAAAGUAUUCAAUCACCUUUGGUAGCAAAAAAAGUAGUGGACGGAAUGAAAAAGAAGUCUUUAUCACUCAAACGAAUACAUAAAUGA